This is a messenger RNA of Solanum verrucosum, 1818 nucleotides long. RefSeq names its product protein DETOXIFICATION 35-like. Gene Ontology annotation, molecular function: xenobiotic transmembrane transporter activity; antiporter activity. Gene Ontology annotation, cellular component: membrane. The record is from RefSeq and is a predicted model, not a curated record. Gene Ontology annotation, biological process: xenobiotic detoxification by transmembrane export across the plasma membrane. NCBI's taxonomy places the organism in Eukaryota, Viridiplantae, Streptophyta, Magnoliopsida, Solanales, Solanaceae.
AUGAGUAGUACUUCUAUUAACGACACCGCAUUUUCUGUUGCGGCCACUGACUGAAACAAACAAACAGAGUUUAAAGCGGAAGACGUAACUAAUUUCCGGCAGGGUAGAGUCAUGGAGGAGACGCCGUUGAUUAACGGUUUCUCCGACGACGAACACCACCAGAUCAUCGGCGCCGACGGAGAUUACCGGCCUGUUACAGAUUUAAGAGAAUGGUGGGCUAUUUUCUGCAUAGAAAGUGUGAAGCUAUGGAGGAUUGGAGGUCCAAUAGCGUUUAAUAUUAUCUGUCAAUAUGGUGUGAAUUCACUUACUAAUAUAUUCGUUGGGCAUCUCGGAGAUAUUGAGCUUUCUGCUAUUUCUAUUGCUCAAUCAGUCAUCGGAACUUUCUCAUUCGGGUUCUUGUUGGGAAUGGGAAGUGCAUUGGAGACGCUGUGUGGACAGGCAUAUGGUGCAGGGCAAAUUCACAUGCUUGGUGUUUAUAUGCAACGCUCUAUCAUAAUUCUGUUUGCAACUUGUAUCUUGCUCUUGCCAAUAUAUCUAUUUGCAACCCCAGUGCUUAAGCUGCUAGGCCAAGAAUCUCACAUUGCUGAGCUUGCGGGGGAAUAUGCCAUACUAAUCAUCCCCCAAUUGUUUUCGCUUUCCAUCAAUUUUCCGACCUCCAAAUUCCUUCAAGCCCAAAGCAAAGUUGAUGUGAUUGCCUGGAUUGGAUUUGUGACUCUGCUCAUGCAUGCUACGCUCCUUUGGCUCUUUAUUUACACAUUCGGCUGGGGUACGACUGGUGCUGCCAUAGCCUUUGACCUAACAAAUUGGGUCUUGGCAAUAGCUCAGUUUGCUUAUGUUGUUGGAUGGUGUAAGGAUGGGUGGAAGGGAUUGUCCUGGGGAGCAUUUAACGAAAUGUGGUCCUUUGUGAGGCUCUCCAUUGCCUCAGCCAUUAUGCUAUGUCUUGAAAUUUGGUAUAUGAUGAGUAUUAUCAUCCUUGUUGGCCAUCUUGACAAUGCAGUUAUUGCAGUUGGAUCUAUUUCUAUUUGCAUGAAUGUCAAUGGGUAUGAAGGCAUGUUGUUCAUUGGACUUAAUGCUGCCAUAAGUGUACGGGUCUCAAAUGAGCUUGGCCUAGGACAUCCAAGGGCCACUAAAUACUCUGUCUAUAUCUCAGUGUUUCAGUCACUCCUAAUUGGGCUACUCUGUAUGGUUAUUGUAAUGGUAGCUAGAGAGCAUUUGGCCGUUAUUUUUACUAGCAGCAAAGAUAUGCAACAAGCUGUUGGUGAUCUUUCUUACCUUCUCGGAAUAACUAUGGUUCUUAAUAGUGUUCAGCCUGUUAUAUCAGGUGUUGCUGUGGGAGGUGGAUGGCAAGCUUUAGUGGCUUAUAUUAAUCUGGGAUGUUAUUAUUUUGGACUCCCUCUAGGAUUUAUUCUUGGUUAUGUGGCAAAGUUGGGAGCAAAGGGACUUUGGCUGGGAAUGAUAGCUGGGACAUCUUUGCAGACUGUGCUACUAUUGAUUGUACUAUAUAAGACAAAUUGGAACAAGGAGGUUGAGGAGACGAACGAGCGUAUGCGGAAGUGGGGAGGUCAAGAUUUUGAAAUUGAGAAAUCCCAGGCUGAUCGCCUGAUGUCUGUUGAGAAUGGUGUGUCGUAAGGUUGCAGAAUGCUACGAGGAGGGUGAUGAUAGUAGCCUGCUGUUUGAAUUUCAAAAUUUGAAACUUAGGAAAAUUUACCAGCACCUACCAAAUAUAUUGUGUAUGAAAACACAUAUUACUAUGUCCCGGCUAACAUCAAUUUUGAGACAUUCAAGAAUAUUGUAUUUGUUUUAGUCCAGGUGAACUUC